GAUGAUUUAAAUACAAGGGAACCUCUGUCUUCCCUGGCUGUCUUCAGGUCUCCCCUCGAGGAUGGCAUUGCCCCACAGUUCUACUUUUCUAUUUUUCUGCUUCUGCAUUAUCCUUGCAUCAGGUGUAACAAAGCCUGCAAAUGCAAAAAAUUUUACACUAGUGAAUCAGUGCAAAGAAACAAUAUGGCCUGCAAUAAUCACCGAUGGAGGCAACUUCCAUGGUGAAGGCUUUACCUUGGAAUCAGGUCAGACUGCCUUCUAUAAUGCCCCGAAUGGGUGGAGUGGCCGCAUAUGGGGUCGGACCGGUUGCAGUUUCGAUAAAAAUGGCAAUGGCACGUGCCAAACAGGAAGUUGUGGCACUUCAAUAAACUGUACAAGCGCUGGCAGCCUGCCUGUUUCCAUAGCCGAAUUCACCCUAGGUGAUGAUAUCGAUUACUAUGAUGUUAGCCUUGUAGAUGGUUUUAACUUACCUAUUGUGGUCAAGCCUGGUGGUGGUAAGGGAAAUUGCAGCAUUGCUGGCUGUGAUGGAGACUUGAGGCAAAACUGCUCAUCAGAUCUUGAAGUUAAGAACAAUGGGAAAGUAGUCGGUUGCCGCAGUGCUUGCGAUGCCUUCAACACCGAUGAGUACUGUUGCCGUGGGGCGUAUAAAGAUCCUGUCUCAUGUUUGCCUACAAAUUUUUCCAAGAGUUUCAAACAAGUAUGCCCUGCAGCAUCAAGCUAUGCCUAUGAUGACCGCGUUAGUAUCAUAACUUGCUCUGCAUCAGAUUAUUUGGUAGCCUUUUGUGCAUCAAGGAACAAUACAAUAUGCACCUACCAAGAUCAGAAGUUUGUUUGCAACAGUACAUCAGAGGGCUUCAAAGCAAUCUCUCAAAGUUGGAGGAGUUGGAUGUUGGCAUUACCAUUGGCUUCCCUUUUACAAUUUUUCCUUUAGUAAACUCUGUUCAGCUGUUUCAGUUUUCAUCAUUCUGAAAUUUGAAAGGAUGUUAUUCACCCCCCCCCCUUUUUUUCCA
Gossypium raimondii (Peruvian cotton) is the source of this 1010-nucleotide messenger RNA. RefSeq names its product pathogenesis-related thaumatin-like protein 3.5. The transcript is spliced from 3 exons. Gene Ontology annotation, cellular component: extracellular region. The coding region runs from base 62 to 931 and encodes 289 amino acids. Lineage: Eukaryota; Viridiplantae; Streptophyta; Magnoliopsida; Malvales; Malvaceae. Gene Ontology annotation, biological process: defense response. The record is from RefSeq and is a predicted model, not a curated record.